Penicillium odoratum is the source of this 564-nucleotide messenger RNA. RefSeq lists its product as uncharacterized. The coding region runs from base 1 to 564 and encodes 187 amino acids. The transcript has a single exon. Lineage: Eukaryota; Fungi; Ascomycota; Eurotiomycetes; Eurotiales; Aspergillaceae. The record is from RefSeq and is a predicted model, not a curated record.
AUGAUUCUAUUUAGGUUUUCCUUGCGCUCCGGAUCCUGGAGCUCAGCAGCACGUGGAGUUUCAUUCAUGGACGAUACCGGUGCUGGUAUUAUGAGCGUUGAUUCUAGCGCUGAUAUCACCGCCUUGCAAGACAUUGUUGAGGUGGCCGGUGAGCAGCGUCCGAGAAAGCCACCAAUGACCGUUUAUGCUGUAUUGGCGUUAGCCGGCUAUCGACUAGUCUACAGCCCAGUCCUACUCCUCGAAGUCAAUAUCAUUGGUCUAGCUGGCAUUCAAGUCCUCCCAAAUUGGGACAGAAUACAAAUUACACUCUCCAGGACUCCUCCAGGUAAAGAUAUUUGCAGACUCAAUGGCCCAUGGUUGAGACAGAAACUUUCCACGGCAGCGAUUCCUGAUCGCUUACCAAAUCUGUGGAUCAGUGAUAUCGAUGACUUGUUUUAUAACAUAAACACUGACCACAUCCGUCCACCUGGUGAAAGACGAGCACUACCUGACUUCGAGGUGAGACCCAUACCUAUUGGUAUCAACCGACAACUCUAUCCGGGAGAACAACCGGAAAGCGUGUGA